This is a messenger RNA of Oreochromis niloticus (Nile tilapia), 1333 nucleotides long. Its product is annotated as RNA-binding protein with serine-rich domain 1. The coding region runs from base 101 to 931 and encodes 276 amino acids. Gene Ontology annotation, molecular function: RNA binding. NCBI's taxonomy places the organism in Eukaryota, Metazoa, Chordata, Actinopteri, Cichliformes, Cichlidae. Gene Ontology annotation, cellular component: cytoplasm; nucleoplasm; ASAP complex. The record is from RefSeq and is a predicted model, not a curated record. The transcript is spliced from 7 exons. Gene Ontology annotation, biological process: mRNA splicing, via spliceosome.
CGUGAACGGAUGUUUCUGCCUGUGCGAGGCGCGUACAGUGUACUGAUUGGUUCAAACUGAUCACGUCAUUUUUCUGCGAUUACUACUGUCGCGAGGAAAAAUGGCGCCUUCUCCAACAAAAAGGAAGGAUGACGACAAGAGCAAACAGCGCACCAAGGACAAGUCAGGAGCCACUAAAGAGGGAGCUGACAAAAGCCGGGGCCGAGACAAGAACCGCACCCGACGCAGCGCUUCUAGCAGGAGCAGCAGGUCAAGCUCCAGCUCCAGCAGCAGCAGCUCAGGUUCCAGCUCUGGCUCCUCCAGCGGCUCAAGCUCCUCCGCCUCCAGCCACUCUGGCUCCUCCAGCUCCCGCUCUUCUUCCUCCUCGUCUUCAUCAUCCUCACCAAGCCCCAGCCGCCAACGCCACAACAACAGACGACGCUCGCGCUCAAAGUCAAAAUCACCAAAGAAGGAAGGCAGGGAUCGACGACGCAGGAGUCCCACACCCAAACCGACCAAGGUCUUCCUGGGUCGGCUGACCAGAAACGUCAUCAAGGAGCACAUCCAGGAGAUUUUCUCCACAUAUGGCAAGAUCAAGAUGAUUGAAAUGCCCAUGAACCGCAUGCACCCUCAUCUGUCCAAGGGGUACGCCUAUGUGGAGUACGAGACCUCCGAAGAGGCAGAGAAGGCUCUGAAGCACAUGGAUGGAGGUCAGAUUGACGGUCAGGAAAUCACUGUCACAGCUGUGCUGACUCCCACAGUGCGCCCCCCUCCUCGCAGGCUUUCCCCUCCCCGGAGGAUGCCUCCUCCGCCCCCAAUGUGGCGCCGCACUCCACCUCGUAUGAGGAGAAGGUCUCGGUCUCCACGCCGACGGUCUCCAGUGAGGCGCAGGUCUCGAUCGCCUGGCCGCCGCCGCCACCGGUCGCGAUCAAGUUCCAACUCCUCGCGCUAGCGAUCAUGAAACCUGUCCUCUCCCUCGCCUCCUCUGGAUUUAUUCUUUUGUUUUGUCCUUUUGAUCAGAGCAACAAAAAAUGUGAAAGAAAAAUGUUUUUGUGUUGUUACCUUGUUAAGUGACGAAUGCAGGAGCACCAAAGUCUUUACCAUUUUACCCAGUAAAGAAAUUCAGGUGGUGUUUUAUGAUAAUAAGACGUAAGAAUUAUGUUGGGCUUUAAAUGCUUCAUUUUUAUUACAUUGAAACGUUUUCGUUAUUUUCUAAUAUUUUUGUUGUGUUCAUGUAUUUGAAAAGAAUAGAAACACAAAACUGUAAAUGAGCCUAAAAGGCAAAUCUUCAUGUGUCCCCAGUAAAAAAAAAAGGCUGUGAGAUCAGAAUAAAAAAAAAACGCUUGUAUGUUUC